AUGCCGCAUCGGAAACAGAAUGAGAAACGAAGAAGUAAGUGAACAAGUUUUUUUGCAUAACAGAACUAAUAUCAGCUAAUUUUCGCAUGUCCUUUUCGUUUUCCUUUUCUUUUGCUUUCCCAAACUUUUUUAAAGGAAAAUUGCACCCUAGUAAAUACAUAUAAAACGGGCUGCAAGUGUUCAUCGAACAGUUAUUAUUGCAGAGUCUUCGCUGCUCAUCCCACAGUACAGCUCCGAGUUUGUCAUCAGUCAGCAGUGGAACGGCGACGAGACGGACGAGACGCCAUCAGAAACACAUAGCCGAGGUGAGAAGUGUUUUUAUACAUUUCCGAGCAAGUUCGCGGGGCCCGUCUGCUGAAAAAUAUCAUUUUGUACGGGUAAGGUUGGAGGGAUCAACGGGUAACAAAUUUUUCAUAUAAAAGCGGUCUGAUUCAUGAGCAACAUGUAUAGUAAUUAUGAAACUAAAGUGAGAACGCACGAAUUUAAUCUAAAAAAUUUAGAUGUCAAUUAAAGUAGGUAGACUGCUUUCCGAAACGUGAUUUCUGCUAACAGUUUCCCGGACAGUAAUUUUAAUUUUAAAUUACCAGCCAACCCGACUUAAACUCAUUUUAACACUAAUUUCGUACAGAAAAUCGAUUAUUCGCGAAAAUCAUUUCAACAUCAAUAUUUUGGGAAUCGCAAUAGACUAGACAAUUUUGAUUUGCUUUUACGUAGGCAUUCCGCCUACGUUUCACGAAAAUUGUGAUCACUGAAUUAGAGGAAGGCAUGUGGAGAACAAAAUGCAUUUCCAUACUCCUACACACGAGAAAGGUGAUCUUUGCAAUAAGUAGAACAGUUUAUCGGAGGAGGAGGAGGACAGUGCCGAGAGUGAGGCGGGGGGCAGAAUGGGGGAAAGUGGCGAGACUUGCUUGGUGUGGUGGAACUUGUGAUUGCUAUCGGUCCACUUUCUCCUUUCCACCUACGUCGACGGAAUGAAUUGAUUAUAAGUAUGAACAAUGAACAUUCGAAACUGAUCACAGUUGGGCGACGAGUGAAAGGGGAGGUAGGUACAAAGGUGAAAUGGGUUCAGUACCAAAGAAUCAAACAUCUGAUCGGAAAGUUAUUGGUGAGAGGAAAAAAGAAAAGGAAGAAAAGAAACGAGAAGGGCAAGGGUUGUAAGCUACACAUUACGGUCAGAUGGUGGUGGCCAUGAGGCUACAACCUCUCUUCUGAAGAAGACAUUCUUGGCAGAAAUAUAAGUUAUUUCAGAUCAAACAGUCUUGACAAUAUCGCUUGACUCACCGAGCCUCAGUUCAAUCAAUUACACUGAACUGCUGGAAGCCUUCGGUUUGGCCCUAAGUGAAACGAGUCUGCUUUCCGGAAGGUAUGUUCAUGUUCCUUCUCCCUCCCUAAUCGGAAAAAUGUUCAUAGCGUCAACAACAAAAUCAUUCGAUCGUUCGCUGAUCACGCACACAAAGAACCAUCCUUUUCGCUUUAUCGUUAACCGUAGACCCCAACGCACAUGCACAUGCACACACGAAUGCUCUUCGGGUGAUAUUUUUUGCGGAGCCAGCUCUUUCCGCCCGCCCCUAAAUGAUAACCCCAUAGUGGCGUGAUGAUUGAGCGUUACAGAGACGGAGAGCAAAAUUGAACUGAACUGCGCUUAUAUAAAAGGAAUGCGAAACAGUGUUUCGUGCUUACGCUAUCUUGACUUUUAGCUGACUCUGACCAUGUGAGUUCCGUUUUUCCGCGUUUUGUGAGUUCUUUAGUUUACUACAUAGGAUUGUCGUGCUUUAGAUCAUUCCGUAGACGUUUUAGAACCACGAGACGCUUUCCAACUAGACACUUGAAUAUCGUAACUUGUUCAGAAGACCAGCUGUUUCUAACUUUUUUGUGGAUCCCUGUUAAAUUUCCCGGGAAACAGCUGCGUUUUUCCAGUUUUGUCUUCAACUUUUGGGAAAACACUCCUUUGUAGCGAUUUUUCAACAAUUCAAACAUUGUAGACUGAUACUGUAGCUUUCAAAGCAUCGUUGCAUACCGUUAGUCAUACCCGAUGCCCGCAGUUCCACAGUUUCUGCCCUUUUGCAAAGUCAAAGACUACAACGCAAAGUGUGAAGCGGUGUGAGAAGAAAAGGGGAAGAAGAAGAUGAACCGAUAUAGAUCUUUCUGCACGAGGACACCCGACGACAACGUUUUCUGGCCGAUUCCUCCCUUUCCCAUAGACGAUGCGCUGCGACGUAUCAGUGGCAAUUGCUUCGCGGACCUGAACGUAACGUACAGUAACAUCAUCCCUCCCCCGCGUCUAACCGUUGUCGCCCGCCGCCGACGGACUGACGAACGGAUAGACGCGCAAAAAGAUUUGGAGAGAUUUCUCGAUAUUAUCUCCUCUCUCCUCUAUUUUCUAUCCAUCCUCCCGACAGUCAGCCAGAUUCUUUCGCACUCGCUUGUCGGAGGACGAACUUUUGCCUGUAAGCGCGGGCAUUCCAUUCCAUUCGAUCCCAUUCAAUCGACAAGGACGAAACCGAAGGCAACGCGUGGGAAGACACAUUCUUCUGUACACUGCUGGAUGUUUUGGCCUUUGCUUUGGCACAUUAACAAUGGGAAAAAGACGGCAAACGGUCCGUUUCUUCCAUAACUUUUCCUUUUCUUUUCUUGACGGCUUUUGGCGUCUGACUUUCCUUUCGAUUUCAUCAUCCGUGAUCCUCAUCCGAGUGGGGGCAUGUGACCCACUGUCUAGUUGCGCGCAAGAAAGGCCAGGCCUCCGAAUCGGUCAAACUGCGAAUGCCCGUGUCUCGUCUCUUCUUUCGAGGUCAUUUCUCGGUCGUAUGAGUUUCUCCCUCGUUUUGUCAGCAUCCUCUUUUUACCCACACACUCUUGUGUACAGUAUCAUGAUAUGCUGGGGUCCUCAUAUCAUCCAGAACAAAUGUCCAGUGAUUUUGUUUCCCCCGUUGGCCGUCACGCCACUAAGUAGUCUUAGGGGGACAGAAAUGACCUUGGAAAGUAUUUUUGUUUGUCUAACUCAUUCAUAUUCUUCCCUAAAUUCAGUUCAUGUGAUUUGGAUUUGAAUUCGAACAGUCGCAUAUAAAAGUGGUCGAGAACACGUCAUAAAUGAGGUCAAAAUCUAUGUGUGUCUGGAGAAGAAGUGAGAAAAAGCGAGAGAAAGAGAAAAGAGGAGAGAAACGAUUGAAAAUGGCGUGAUUUUUCUUGUAUUCUUUAUCAGAGAAACUAUGUAUCUCCCAUCAAAAACUUCAAUUCACAUCACCUCUCUCUUUUUCGUAUUUGUUCUUACUUUUUUAUCACUCCCUCAUUCACUCACUCCACCACCGCUUCAACAUACCAUCUUUCGCUUCAACCUUCACCCCCUCUCACUCAGAAAGAAACAAUUAGUAGAAAUAGUUUUCUUGAACAUUUCUUUUUCCCAUUGAUGAUUCCGAUUCAGUAAACCGGCCUAGAGCGUAAACAACAACUAUCCAGGCGAGAAAGGAAAGGAAAAGUGCCCAUGUGUGUUGGGGGGUAUUGUAUUGCUUUUCUCCCGUACUUCUACCACUUUCUUUUAAAAUAUUACUAUGUCUCACCACUCAAUAAUUUUAUUUUUUACAGUGUCUACGAUCUUGGAAGACCAUUCAACAUGUCGGUUAGCGGUCAUAAACCUGAUUUCCAAAAGAUCAACGUCUCAGGAAAUGUGAGAGCAACAGUUUUCGGUCUGGAUCUUUCAAAAAAUUAUGUUUAGGAUGCAAUCAGUGACGGAUCUCCUCAAUAUGACACCAUCGAGCAGUUCGUGGAAGCGAAUGUCACAGAUCCAACCAAAAGAUCGCCGAUUCGUAGGGUAACGUGAAUUUUUCAUCAAAAAUGACAAAUGACAGAAAAAAACGUUUAGAUGUUUGUCGCCACCAACGGUAUUGCCGCAGUGCGUUGCAUCCUGACGAUUCGCCGUCUUCUGAAUCACACAUUCCGUCAGGACCCGAAAUCAAUGAUGCAUUUCAUUGGUAUGACGACUCAGGACGAGAUCGACUCUAAUUCGGGUCAGUUAUUGUGCUUUUCACGUGAAACCAGCAAUGUCUGUCACAACGAGUCGAGAUAAGAAUCAAGCGAGCACAAAGUACGCAAUUCGUUUACAGAGUACCUCAAACUCGUCAACAGCUUUGUAAUUGUUCCAUCGGGUAGCAACAAGAACAACUAUGCGAACGUCGACGAAAUCGUGAAGCAUGCGGUUGAGAAGAAGGCCGACGCCGUCUGGGCCGGAUGGGGACAUGCCUCGGAGAACCCCGAGUUGCCGAGACGACUUGCGGAAAAGAAUAUUGUGUUCAUUGGUCCGCCAAGAAGCGCAAUGUUCAGUUUGGGAGACAAAAUUGCCAGUACCAUCAUUGCACAGGUAAGAUUUUCCGGUAAAACUGUUCUAAAUUUCUUUUUGUAGACUGUGGGCAUUCCAACCAUCGCCUGGUCUGGAUCGGGCAUUGCCAUGGAAAACACGAUGCGCUCCAAGGGAGACUUUGUUGAUGUACCACAACCACUUCUCGAGAAAGCGUGCGUCAAAACCUUUGGGGAAGGACUGGAAGCUUUGAAAACACAUAAAAUCGGAUUCCCACUCAUGGUAAGCUAAGAAGGCCUUGAAUUCUAGUUCAUAUUCAUGUUUCAGAUCAAAGCCUCCGAAGGAGGUGGCGGUAAGGGAAUCAGAAAGUGCACAAAGGUCGAGGACUUCAAGAACAUGUUCUUCGAGGUCACCUGCGAGGUUCCACAAUCUCCUAUUUUCUUGAUGAAGUGUGUUGAGAACGCGCGACACAUUGAAGUCCAGCUCAUCGCCGAUCGUUACGAGAACGUCAUCUCUGUUUUCACUCGUGACUGCUCCGUCCAACGCCGUUGCCAGAAGAUCAUUGAAGAGGCACCAGCUAGCAUUGCUCCAGAAACCACCCGCAAGCGCAUGCAAGAGGACGCCGUCAAUAUUGCCAAGUUUGUCGGAUAUGAGUCUGCUGGAACCGUUGAGUACUUGUACUUGCCGGAAACCGACGAGUACUUUUUCCUGGAGCUGAACCCCCGACUUCAAGUGGAGCAUCCCGCCACCGAAAUGAUCUCCAACAUCAGUAUCCCAGCUAUUCAAGUUCAAAUCGCUAUGGGUCUUCCAUUGCACAAGAUCCAAGACAUCCGUACCUUGUACAACCUCCCUAAGAACGGAGAUUGUGAGUUACCAGAUGAAGUUCUCACCGAUACAAAGCUUCACGCUAUCGCCGCUCGUAUUACCAGUGAGGAUCCAGAUGACAGUUUCCGUCCAUCUACCGGAAAGAUCGAGGUGCUCAAUCCCCGUUCAUCUCAAGACGCGUGGGCGUACUUCUCGGUGUCUGGAGGAGGAAAAGUUCACGAGUUUGCUGAUUCUCAGUUUGGACACGUGUUCGCUAGAGGAAGAAGCAGGCAGGAGGCUAUUGGAAAUAUCCUUGGAGCACUUCAGGAGCUGGAAAUAAAAGCCAGUUUCAAGUCUCAGCUGUCUUAUCUUGUCGAUUUGAUCAGAGAGAAGGACUUCACCAAUAACAUGUGCAGCACUCAAUGGCUUGAUGAAAGAAUCGCCAAGAAAAUUAAGCAGGUAAGUGAUAAAAAAACGUGUUCUUUGAUUUCGCCCUCCGUAACCCGCUUUUAUUGCAGAAAUGUACUCUCCCCAUGAGCGACAUCAUUGCUAUCAGUGCAGCCGUGAUCGGCCACGACCGCGUUACCCACGCUUUCGACAGUUUCAAGGGAGCUAUCGAAAGAGGACAAGUUCUGCCGCCCAACGACCUAACGGAGACCUUCCUGUUUGAUCUCGUGAAAGAUUUGAAGAUCUAUUCCGUGAAAGUCACUCGCAGCGCUCCAUUCUCAUUUGUCAUCCUUCUCAAUGGCGCAAAGACAACCGUCAACAUUGUCCUUCUCGGAAACGGUGGACUGAUGGCAACUCAUGGCGAGAGCGUGUAUCAGUGCAGUCUCGACGAGACACCGGAGAUUUACAAGGUCAUUAUUGGAAAGGAAAUCAUUACUUUUGAGAAAGAUAACGAUCCGAGCGUUUUGAAAUCGCCGUACACAGGAAAGUUCUUGGCGUACAAGAAGGAGGAGAAUGACUUUGUGGACGUCGGAGAAGUGUUCGCAGUUGUUGAGUCCAUGAAGCUGGUCUUCAAUGUGGAGGUCAAGAAAGCACCAGGAAGGUAUUACCAAAACAGUUUAGCCCACAAAAAUUUUAUCCACAACUUUCAGACUUCACCGUGUUGUCAACGAGGGAGACUUGAUCUUCCCAGGAAGUGUCAUCGGACGUUUGGUUGAUCAGAAGGACUCGGAAAUGUAUCGUCCACAGAAAUUUGAAGGAGUAUUCCCCGAAUGGACUUCCACUAUCAACUCUACUACUGAAAACAUUGCACACUUGUACAACGCGUGCGUUGAGGUAAGAAAUACAAUAAUUUAGAUAUUACUAUUGCUCAAAUUCAUUGUAGAAGUGCCGCAACAUUCUCGCUGGAUCAGUACCACUUGGAGGAGUCACUGAGAUCACCGCACUGACAACAGAGCUUUUCCAAUUCCUGAAUGUCAAUAACCUUGCCAGAGUCAUCCUGGAGCCAACGAUUGUUCAAGUUACUAAGCAUCUUUCCCCAAGUGUUCAACAACACUUCUUUGAUGUGAUCGAGAAACCAAACUUUACUGGAGACAAGCUCGUCGAGGUUCUCAACGGAUUUGCCUUGAGCCCAGAAGACCGCGUCAAGUUUGAGCAAGCCGUCCAUGAAUUCGCUUAUGGAGCUAACGGUUUUGCCUCGGGAGUGCUCAACAGCCUUCUUCAAGAUUACAUCAGCGUUGAGAAGUACUUCGAAGGAAAGGGAUACGACGAUUCCGUCGCUGAGAUCAAGGAGAACAACACUUGUGGAGACGCGGUUGUGCAAACGAUCUACUCGCACACUCAGAUCAAGUCCAAGAACAUUGUCAUGAAGUCGAUCCUUGAAGCUCUCAAAAUCACUGGCUCCAAGUUCAUCCCGUCGCUCCUCGAGAACCUUCGUGAGAUUGGAAACCUUCAUCACACCGAGGAAAUCUCCAGUCUGGCUAGAGAAAUCCUUCUGAUCUUCCAAAACUUGUGCUACAAGAACAACUACUCCGAGAUGACUACCAGUGGAUCGAGUGCAACGGCCCAGGAAGUCAAACAGUGGCUCAAUGGACCUAUUUCUAAGAGACCUGACUCUACUGGCUGGAAGGUGAUCCACGAGUACUUUUUCGACAAGGAGAUCGGAUCUCAAUGCCUCGAUCGUUACGUGGCUACCCACAUUUCUGCCGAGAGCGGAUACUUAGAGAACACUUACACCCUCCCGAGCAUGUCGUGCACCAUCAAUCACUUCAAACUCAUCGGAAAGCCGAUCAGCUUCAACAAGCUUGUCCUCCCGGGAAACCGUCUUGUCGUCGUUCGUCUCUCUCUGGAUUCUGCCACCUACAAUACUUGCUUCACCAACAAAACUUUCCUUGAUUGCUUGAGAAAGAACUUGGUUCAAUACUGCAAGAAGGAUGAAGUCAUCAACGUUUCCAUCUUUGUCAAGAUCACAAAUGAUAACACUGUUCAUAACGUGAGUGAAGAAAUGAACACGAGCGAUAGCAUAAAUCAAAAACGAUUACAGGACGCUUCAUGCCUCACGGACGAAGAGGAAGAGAAAGUCUGCUACGCUCAGAACGCUGUGGUUGGAUUGAAAGCUGAACUUGAGAAGAGUCUCAAGAUCAACCGUGUCAACACUGUUCUGUGCCUCCAUGAUCGUCCACUCCCACAACUCACCAUUGUGGAGCAAGUCCGUCUCGAGAAGGAUCGUCUACCAGUCAACUCUUACCCAGUUCUGUCAAGACUCUCUUCAGUCCGUGCUUAUCAACAAGACGAUCCGGAGAGCACCUUUGCCAAACUGUUCAUUCGUCAGCAAUUGAUCAUUCCAGGAAAUAAGGCGGAAGAUGUGUAAGUCAAGAGUUACUAUGAAUUUCUCUAGGAUUGUGAUUACAGUAAGAAGCGCAUCUCACGAGCCAUGUACCUGGCCCUGGAUAACGCAUGCACGGCUGCUCAGGUUGCGAUGGGCAAGAAGAGCAAGACCGGAAAAGAACAACACUUUACUUCCAACCACGUCUUCGUCAUCAUCUCGUGCCCAGGAUUGUCAGAGGAAGUGAUCGCUUCCGAGGAGCAUCUCACCUUCAUGAAGGAGUGCAUUACCGAGGAAGUGGAGAGCCACAAGAGCAUUUUGGCCAAGCAUCAAAUCAGCGAGGUUGAGAUGGUUUACGAGUCGAUCGAUGGACACAAGAGAAUUGUGAUUCGUGAUGAGACUGGAGUCACCACCGAAGUCAUCACCAAAUUCAGCAAGACCCUCGGAAGCUACCCGCCAAUCAACAUUGUGGAUAAAAAGAGAUUCGCUGCUCGCAGAGUCAACUCUUCUUACAUUUACGACUUCCCAAUUAUCUUCGGAAUGGCUGCUGUGAACUCUUGGCAGGCUGCAAAGACUCUUGACAGAGACGCGUACAACAAGAGCGUUGCUGCCCUUCCGUCUGUCUUUGCUGAAGCACUUGAAGAAGGACGCUGGAGAGACUUCUUCCAUCUCAGCGAGCUGGUGUUUGAGAAUGGAACUUUGGUGAAAAUCAAUGAUGCUGACACUAUCCAGAAGAGAUCCAAGAACGCGUUGAAUAAGUGCGGAAUGGUCGCCUGGAUCAUGACUCUUUUCACUCCUGAGAAGCCACAAGGAUACGACGUGGUGCUGAUUGGUAACGACGUCACCUUCCAAUCCGGAUCUUUUGGAACUGCUGAGGAUGAUCUGUUUGCUGCCGCGUCUACCUACUCCAGAGAGCACAAGCUGCCACGUGUCAACGUUUCUGUUAACUCUGGAGCUCGCAUCGGACUCUCCACAAAGAUUUCCAAGUUGGUGAAGGUUCAGCUCAAGAAUGAAGUGAAGCCGGAUCAAGGAUACGAGUACAUCUACAUCGAUGGACAGCACAAGGCCGACAUUGAGGGGCAGGUGGUCUACGAGGAGUUGAGCAACGGAAGAUUGAAGAUUCUCGCGGUCAUCGGAGCCAAGAACGAGAAGAUUGGAGUUGAGAACUUGCAAGGAUCUGGACUCAUUGCUGGAGAAACUUCCCGUGCUUACUUCGAGGUGCCAACUUACUGCUACGUGACUGGAAGAUCUGUUGGAAUUGGAGCAUACACCGCCCGUCUUGCUCACAGAAUUGUGCAGCACAAGCAAUCUCACCUCAUUCUAACCGGAUUUGAAGCCCUGAACACUCUUCUCGGAAAGAAGGUUUACACCUCCAACAACCAGCUCGGUGGACCGGAAGUCAUGUUCCGCAACGGAGUAACUCAUGCCGUUGUUGAGAACGAUCUGGAGGGAAUCGCCAAGGUGCUCAAGUGGAUGUCAUUCUUGCCAACCGCCAACACCGAGUUCCCAUUCUUCACCCAAUACGGUAACGAUGCCCAUCUUCGUGAUGUCCGUAUUCCGAUUGAUGGAACUGAGGAGAAGCAGUACGAUGUUCGUCACCUGAUCGAUUCGAAGAACCUUCAUGAUCUGUCCGGAAUCUGCGAUACAAUGUCGUUCGAUGAAAUUUGCGGUGACUGGGCCAAGUCCAUCGUUGCCGGCCGUGCCAGACUCUGCGGAUUGCCCAUCGGAGUUGUUGCCUCGGAAUUCAGAAACUUCCCAACGACCGUUCCAGCUGACCCGGCUCUUGAAGGAUCUCAGACUCAGAAUUCGCAACGUGCCGGACAAGUUUGGUAUCCAGAUUCUGCUUUCAAGACUGCCGAAGCUAUCAAUGACUUGAACAAGGAAAAUUUGCCACUUCUCAUCAUCGCUAGUCUCCGUGGAUUCUCUGGAGGACAAAAAGGUAAUCCUGAUAUUUAUAGAAUAGCAAUGGUUUUAUUUUUAUUUUUCAGAUAUGUACGACAUGGUUCUCAAGUUCGGAGCACAGAUCGUCGACGCUUUGGCUGUUUACAAUCGUCCUGUCAUCGUCUACAUUCCCGAGUCCGGAGAGCUUCGUGGUGGAGCCUGGGCCGUGCUGGACAGCAAGAUCCGCCCAGAGUUCAUCCAUCUUGUCGCCGAUGAGAAAUCCCGUGGAGGAAUCCUGGAGGCAAACGCCGUUGUCGGAAUCAAGUUCCGUAAGCCGGCUAUGGCCGAGAUGAUGAAGAGAUGUGACAAAACCUACGCCGAACUCGCCGCUGACAGCAGUGCCAAGAAGCAGACCGAGGAGAGAUACACGGAAUUGAGCAAGGUGUACAGAAAUGCCGCAGUGGAGUUUGCCGAUGCUCAUGACAGAUGGCAGAGAAUGAAGUCCGUCGGAGCUGUCGACCACGUCACUUCCCUCAAGAACUCGAGACGUCUCUUCUUCGAGCUCAUCAGAAAUGAACUGGCCAAGGUCGGAAUGGCUGAGACUUACUCGAAUGCCCCCCACGCUAGCAAGCCGUGCCUGGCUUCGUCGAUGACUUGGGUCGAGAGCAAUUUGAAGGAGUUUGUGGAUACCGGUGCUUCUCUGGAUGAUCAGUAUGAGCAGAUUAAAACCUAUUAUGACGAGAAGUUCUUUGGUGACUUGAUGACCGCCGUAAAUGAGAAUAAGAGAAGGUAAACUAUAUAAAACUCCAUUAAAACAUAUGGUUAUCUUUCAGGUACGAAGAGCAACUCCGCCGUUUCAUUGCCAGCAUCUCACAGAAAGCUGCGCAAUCCUGA
Messenger RNA from Caenorhabditis sp. 36 PRJEB53466, 10637 nucleotides. The record is from the annotation of a GenBank genome assembly. Lineage: Eukaryota; Metazoa; Nematoda; Chromadorea; Rhabditida; Rhabditidae.